AUGGAACGAUAUGUCGAGCACUGCCUGAGACGCAGUGGUACAGACAUGAUUCCCAAAACCCGGAUUAAGACUCUCAAGAUGACCAUUGUGAUUGUUAGCUCCUUUGUCAUCUGUUGGACGCCAUACUACCUUCUGGGGAUCUGGUACUGGUUCCAACCAGCCAUUAUCCAGCACACACCUGAGUAUGUGCACCACAUACUGUUGGUCUUUGGCAACCUGAACACAUGCUGUGACCCGGUCAUCUACAGCUUCUACACGCCGUCUUUCCAAGACGACCUAGCUGACGUGGUGGAGUGCUGCUGCCGUCGCCAAAUCAACAAUGUCUCACCUUGCUCUGUGGAGUGUCUGUCUGGUCGAAGUGCUGGAGCUGCUGUGGAGAUGGAGUCUGAUCUGAGCUCAAACCAGAAGAGUGGGAACCCCGGUUAA
Messenger RNA from Cottoperca gobio, 426 nucleotides. RefSeq names its product gonadotropin-releasing hormone II receptor-like. The record is from RefSeq and is a predicted model, not a curated record. Gene Ontology annotation, cellular component: plasma membrane. Lineage: Eukaryota; Metazoa; Chordata; Actinopteri; Perciformes; Bovichtidae. The transcript is spliced from 2 exons. Gene Ontology annotation, biological process: G protein-coupled receptor signaling pathway; cellular response to hormone stimulus. The coding region runs from base 1 to 426 and encodes 141 amino acids. Gene Ontology annotation, molecular function: G protein-coupled receptor activity; peptide binding.